ACCUACAGCACUUCCAUACUCUGCAUCUAUACCGACAGCAUCAUCUACUGCAGUCCCAUACUCCUCAUCUAUUCAGACAGCUUCAACACAGCUUCCUCCCUCCAUUGUAACUUCACAACCAGUUACACCUCAGACAACAGCUUCAGUACAUCCGUCCUCCAUUCCAUCUUCACAACUAGUUACACCUCAUACAACAGAAAAACCAUGUGAAAUGGUAAAUCUUAUGAGUGCUCCUGACCUUCUUCCUGAUUCAUACAUUACCGUUACAAGCAACCAAGAGAAUGCAUCUGAAAUAAGACAUUUACGUCAAGGUUGGGUUUCAGAUAAAAGGGAUUAUUUCCCUACAGUUCACAUUUUCCUCCCAAGUCAGUAUUUGAUAUUCGGUGCUCGUUUAAGCCUGUCAAUUAAAAAAAAUAUAAGAACAUUUGAUUUAUUUUUUGAAAGUGUAAAAGACAAACCUUCACAGACAUUUACAGCAGAUAGUGUUGUAGAUAUUCCAGCGAAGAUGCCUGAUGAAACAAUAAUGAUAUCUUUCACUAAAAACUUACCCUUUCGACCCAUUAGAGUAACUAUUAGUAUUCUUACUUGUUUACGGAAUGCAUCUAAUAUAAAGGAGUCACCAUAUGUACUAGAUUGUUACUUGACUGCAUCUGCAAUUGAAAAACAUGCAGGCUUCAGACCAGGAGAAACGUUGGGCUACAUUGAAAAAGAUGGUAUUAAAGGAGUUAGUCACAAAGAUGAAAUUGUUAUGUUAGGUGAUGCUAUUGAAAAUAAAGUUGUUUUCACCUCAGCCUGUAAUAACUGUACUUGUAUUAGCAGAGAAUUAAUCUGUACCCAAGAAGUUUGUGAUGGAUGUGUAUACAGCGUGUGGAGUGCAUGGGGAGACUGUUCCAAAACCUGUGAUAAUGGUCACCGUUCACGGGGAAGGCAAAGGACUGUGGGAAAAGGCACUGAACUAUGUGAUAAACCACUAACAGAGACUCAAGACUGCUCCACAACACCAUGCUAUGGUCCACCAACAUUUAAUCCCUGGCAAGGCUGGUCUGCUUGUUCCUCGUUCAACAACUGUACGGCAGGACUGAAACAACGAGAGCGUUCGUGCAAGACCAAUGUGAAGAAACCGGAGAAGUUUUGCAAAGGCCACAAGAUUGAAUUUCAGUCGUGUAUGCCCGAGAAUUACGAUGAAGAUGUUUGCAGAGAUUAUAAAGAAUGUGUCCAUCCUUUCAUUUGGGUCAAAUGCGCUACACGAUGUGAACAAACCUGCAUGUCUUACCAACUGAGGAAUAAGUCCUGCAGUGAUACAGAUGCCUGUCUGCCAGGAUGCAGCUGUCCCGAGGACCAUGUUCUUUAUUUUGGCUCUUGUGUUAAAAUUUCACAAUGUCCUUGUUACGAUUCAGAAGGAAAAGUUGUCCUGAAUAAUUUUGAAACUACAUAUUCCCCAAACUGUCAGAAAUGUGUAUGUAAAAUGGGAGAAAUAUCUUGUCAGUCAGUAUUAAAGGAUUGUUGUCACUACACUGAUUGGACAAGCUGGGGAUCAUGCAGUAAAUCAUGUGGCGCCGGAAAGCAAACAAGAUAUCGAAAACUGGUUUCAAGUAAUUCUAACUGUACAUCAGAGCAAAUGAAAGAAUCUCAGGACUGCAUCUUAGCCGCCUGUCCAUUUGAUUGUGUUCUGGAUGGUGCCGGUUACCAUGAAGGUAGUAUUAUAAGAGAAACAGUCUGUGAAGAAUGCCAGUGUCAUAACUUCAAAGAAGUAUGUUCCCCAAAAUUAACAACAAAUGUAAAUGGUGGCUGGUCACAUUGGUCUGAAUGGAGCACAUGCAGCAAAACCUGUGAAGGUGGGAAAAUGUGGAGAUUGAGGACAUGUUCAAAUCCUGUGCCACGUUGUAAUGGUAUAAAGUGUGUCGGAAAAUCUUUUGAAACUUCACUGUGCAACCAAAAUGUUGAAUGUUGUGCGUUAUCAGAAUGGACACAAUGGAGUGACUGUAGCAAGAGCUGCUCUCACGGAAUUGAACAGAGAAGAAGAAAAGUCUCAAACACACACCAUUGCAAAGGUCAAGAACUGGAGACAAGAUCAUGUUUAGCACCACCAUGUGAUGUAUUCUGUGGAAAUUGGGGUACGUGGUCACUGUGUGCUGGAGAAUGUGGAUAUGGAACACAGUUCAGAUUUCGGCGUAACAAGAAUAUUCCAUAUAAUGCGAAAUGUCAAAAGUUCCUGCAGGAUGAAAGACAUUGUAAAAUCGAAACUGAAUGUGUUUGUCCUCCUGAUACUGAAUAUACAAAGUGGUCUUUGUGUGAGAAAACCUGUGAAUCUCGUUUUGAACCAUUAAACGUAACAAACUGCGAAGUCUAUAAACCAGGUUGUGUCUGCAAAAAAGGACUUUCCAGAAAUAAAGAAGGAAUUUGUGUUAAAGAAUCGGCCUGUAAAUUAUGUACCACUUUGGAUGGCAUAACGAAGAAACCAGGAGAAAUGUGGACCAAAGCAAAUGACAGUUGUUUCCAGUGCCAAUGUUCUGGUGGGAAAAUUAUGUGCAAUAGAAUAUGUCAAAUUCCUACUUGUAGAGAAUAUGAAGAACUUCAUAGUGACAUUGACACAUGCUGUCCUACUUGUAGACCAAAGAAACAAGAUACAUGCAGAGUUAAAACGAAAGUAGACUACAUACGUGAUAACUUAGGAUACUGCCGGUCAAUUAGAAAGGUGCUAUUAACCUACUGUGGUGGCUCAUGCGGAGUCACUUCAACUUUACCUGUACUCUUCUCUCAAAAGAAACAUAAACUGACCUCGAAUUGCAAGUGUUGUCACGGUCAGAUAGAGAAAAUCAGGGCAGUUUCCUCAGUUUGCGGACCAAACAGAAAACGAACUCAACUGUAUUAUGCCAAAGUGUAUGAUUGUAAGUGCAAGAUUUGUCACUGAAACAAGAAAAAGAAAAUGAUUUUUGGGGGAUAAGAAGAAAACAAAUCUCUGAUAUGUAAAAUAUUUUAGACUUCAUCUUUAUUCCUCCAAAAUAUAAUUUAUCCAUUCCACCUCAUUUAUUGUGAUAUUUAUGUAAGAUAUUUGACGACAAUAAAAUAUUUAUCUUCACUAAA
Molecule: messenger RNA, 3084 nt
Organism: Octopus sinensis (East Asian common octopus)
Lineage: Eukaryota; Metazoa; Mollusca; Cephalopoda; Octopoda; Octopodidae
Product: SCO-spondin-like
Exons: 24
Coding region: 212-2911 (899 amino acids)
Molecular function (GO): protein binding
Source: RefSeq, a predicted model, not a curated record